This is a messenger RNA of Cyprinus carpio (common carp), 4354 nucleotides long. Its product is annotated as ecotropic viral integration site 5 like. The transcript has 24 exons. Lineage: Eukaryota; Metazoa; Chordata; Actinopteri; Cypriniformes; Cyprinidae. The record is from RefSeq and is a predicted model, not a curated record.
AAUGAAUUGAUUUUCAUCGUGUAUUUAUUGUAAUAACAUGGUUUACGAUUAUUUAUAUCAGCAUUGUUUUAUAAAUCACGGUCAAGAUAGUAGGCGGGACUUGGGCGGGGUUUUGUCUUGUUCUGUUCUCUCCUUGAGGAAGCUCGCCCUGACGACUCAUAUUUUCCUCUUAAUGAGCAUCCACAUCCAAUAUGUCCAAUAUGGUUCCGUAUUCAUUUCCCGAUUUACCGUAGCGGUCCAGCGGCUUCGUACAAAAAAAGGAUUGCCGAUAUCUUCCGGUUUUGUGUUCGAUCAUCUUUAAAAUGGCAAGAUCGCAGGAGCAGCUUGAGUAAUGAGAGCGAAAUUCAGAUUAACCCAGUCCUGAUAUACACGUCUUCAAGGAGACCUGUCUACGUCCACGGCGCCAAGACCACUGUAGUAUCCUUCCACGUCCCCACGUCACUGCUUGACUUUUCCUGUCCUGAGUUCCUCCGUCAUGUCAAGCCCUAGCAGCAGCCCAGAGAGAGAGGGAGGGAUGGCAGGUUCUGUUCAGCUGGAGGACCUCAACUCGCCUCCUGGACUGGAGGCUGACCCUCCUUUAGGUGGCAGUCCAGUGCUCAGUCCAGAUUCCAGUUCCCAUGAUGCUGCACUCUCUGCCCCAGCAGCUUCCCCGGCUGACUCUGAGAACCUCAGUCCAGAUGAGCUCGAGCUUCUGGCUAAACUGGAGGAACAGAACAGGUUGCUAGAAGCAGAUUCCAAAUCCAUGCGCUCAAUGAGUGGAUCUCGGAGGAAUAGUGGCUCCUCUCUGGUGUCAAGCUCAUCUGCAUCUUCUAACCUGUCCCAUCUGGAAGAAGACACUUGGAUCCUGUGGGGACGGAUUGUCAACGAGUGGGAUGAGUGGAGACGAAAGAAAGACAAACUUCUGAAGGAGCUAAUAAGGAAAGGCAUUCCUCAUCAUUUCCGAGCAAUCGUUUGGCAGUUAUUAUGCAAUGCCACUGACAUGCCAGUAAAGAAUCAGUACUCUGAACUAUUAAAGAUGUCCUCACCCUGUGAAAAACUCAUACGCAGAGAUAUUGCCCGAACAUAUCCAGAACACGACUUCUUCAAAGGCCAGGACAGCCUGGGACAGGAAGUUCUGUUUAAUGUCAUGAAGGCAUAUUCUCUUGUGGAUCGUGAAGUUGGUUAUUGUCAGGGCAGUGCCUUCAUCGUAGGAUUGCUACUUAUGCAGAUGCCGGAGGAGGAGGCUUUCUGUGUGUUUGUCAGACUAAUGCAGGAGUACAGGCUUAGAGAGUUGUUUAAACCCAGCAUGGCUGAACUGGGUCUGUGCAUCUACCAGUUUGAACACUUGCUACAGGAGCAGUUGCCGGAGCUGAACGUUCAUUUCCGUUCUCAGAGUUUCCAUACAUCUAUGUAUGCCUCAUCCUGGUUUCUCACUCUCUUUCUAACCUUCCUACCCCUGCCAAUAGCUACACGUAUUUUUGACAUCUUUAUGUAUGAGGGAUUGGAGAUCAUAUUCCGAGUUGGAAUGGCGAUACUACAGUACAACCAGACAGACCUCAUACAGCUAGACAUGGAGGGAAUGUCACAGCACUUUCAGAAGGUGAUUCCACAUCAGUUUGAUAGCUGCCCCGAUAAGCUGAUCCUGCGGGCUUAUCAAGUCAAAUACAAUCCCAAGAGAAUGAAAAAGUUAGAAAAGGAGUAUACCACUAUCAAGAACAAAGAAAUGGAGGAACAGAUUGAAAUUAAGAGACUACGUACAGAAAAUAGACUACUGAAGCAGAGGAUUGAGACACUGGAAAAAGAGAGUGCUGCAUUAGCAGACAGGUUGAUUCAGGGUCAGGUGACUCGAGCCCAGGAGGCAGAGGAGAACUAUGUUAUUAAGCGUGAACUGGCUGUGGUUCGACAGCAGUGUUACACAGCCAGUGAGAGUCUGGAAAAGGCGCAGGACACCAUUCGUGAACUUCAGCAACACAAGGUAACUACAAGUUGAAUUUCAGGGUUUUUGUGUGUGGUGUAAACUCAGUUGGAACAGUCUCGUCUACAGGAAGCAGAAUUACUCGGUGCUCUGAAAGAAAUGCAGGACAAAGUGCUCGAUCUGGAAAAGAGGAACAGCUCUCUGCCUGAUGAAAUCAAUGUAGCUCAGCUGCAGGAUGAGCUGAAGCUGGUGAAACUGAGAGAGCAGGAGACUCUGCGCUCCUUCAGAGAGAUGCAAGAGGCCGUUACUGAUCUCAACCACUGCUGGCAGCAUCAUACGUCUCGUGGAGGAGGAGGCCAUUGGAAGGAAUCUCCUAAAAAGAAUGCGUUGAAUGAGCUACAGGACAAACUGAUGACUCUGAGACUGCGAGAGGCUCAGGGUCAAGCUGAACUCAAAGAGGUCAAACUUAAAAACCUGCAGCUGGAGAGCCAGAACCAGAUCAACUGUAAACUAGUUAUCAGACAUGAGCAAGAGAGCACUGGCCUGCAGGAGAGACUGCAGAAUGCUCUGUCCCACAACAAGACACUACAAAGUCAGCUCAACGAAAUGAAAAGAAAGAUGGCCGAGUCUGACUGCAAGAGCAAAGAAGAGGUGAUGGCAGUCCGUCUAAGAGAAGCUGACAGCAUGGCCGCUGUGGCUGAACUCCGGCAAAAGAUAGCCGAGCUAGAAAUACAGAAAGAGGAGGGAUUGAUCCAAGGCCAGCUGAAUCACUCAGACUCCAGACAGUAUAUAACUCAACUGAGAGAGCAGAUCGCUGAACUCAAGAAUGAGAUCAGGCGGCUGCGUGGACAGCCCUCUAAGUUCCAGAAUACCGGUGGAGGCGUAUAUCAGGACCUAUGUUUGGAAAGCCCAGCAUCUGCAGAAGGUGAUGACCUCAGUUCGGACGAGGACCCUCUUGAGAGCCACUUGCCCAUACCCUCCCUGUAUCCGCACCAUUCGUCACCUCGUCUGGACAGUCAAGGCAGCACGGACAGCGACGAUCCAGCAGGCUUCCGGUACGGCCCUCCUCCAUCUCCAGUGCACUGGUUACCUGUCAACUCUAGAGACAUAGCAGACAUGCAAGGGCUCAACAGCAGAGACAGUUCACUGGACUGUUCUCUGAUGAGUCCUCGGAGGGAUUUGGGCCCAAAACAUUGCAGCUUAUGUGGCAAGGUUUUCUCAUCUCUUGCUCGUCUGGAGUCUCACGUGUACAGAUCACAUGGUAGUCAUCAUGGACGGUCUCUGGUAUUCUGUGACAGCAAGGACCCUGUGAUGUCAUGUCGGAUAAAGGAACGAACAUUUGAGUGUAAGGAAUGUGGGAAGGUAUUCAAACGCUCAUCCACACUGUCCACCCACCUCCUGAUCCACUCAGACACACGGCCAUAUCCCUGCCAGUACUGUGGAAAGAGAUUCCACCAGAAAUCCGACAUGAAGAAACACACCUUCAUACACACCGGAGAGAAGCCACAUGUGUGUAAAGUGUGUGGUAAAGCCUUCAGUCAGAGCUCCAACCUGAUCACACACAGCAGAAAACACUACAGACCCUUCAGCUGAACACUCUUUCUUCCAGGAGGAUCUGAGUGCCUACCCAUCCAUGACCCUUUGUGAAUGUACAUAAAUUAUCUUUAAACACAAGUAUUAUAAAUUAUCAAGUGCAUAUUUUCUUCUAUAUGUUUAAACCAAGUCUUUUGUUCAUGCAGCAAGUGCUUAAGAACAGUGUUAUGUGUGAUAUAAAUUAAAGUGUCAUAGCUGUGCAUAAGCAAUAAUUAAAAGCAAAGAAAAAUAUACAGUGCACAGUUGAAUGCAAUGUAGACUCAUAGAUGGAUCCGGUAAUACAGAAAUGAGUCAAGCAGCAGUGCAGCUGAUGGCCACAAGUUCAUUUGAGUCACUGCAAAACAUGUUUGUUUAUAGCUGUUUCACUCAAGUUGAACUUGCAUAAAUCCACAGAAAGCAACAAUCAGAUAUCACCAGGUUUUAUUUUUUUCUUUCUUCUGAAGUCCAUUUAAUUGGAUGCCAUUUUAAACAAAACUUCAGCAUAAGAAAAAUACUUGUUUUACAUUUUCUAUUGAGACUGUGUAUAUAUAUAUGUCAAACAAAAAGAAUGGUAAUUUAUUAUUUAGGCUUUAUCCAGCUCAUCAACCUUCGCUCAGGGCUUAAUAUUAGAGGGAUCUGGAAGGACAAAGUGCUUUAGUUGAAAAAAAAAAUGUACAAAUGACUAAAGACUGUGUGGUAGACCUAUUAGAAAUCAGAGAUUGUUAAAAAAAAAAAAAAAAAAAAAAAAAGAAAUGUAUGGCUGUAAUUGCAUACUGAGGGAAUGAUGUACAAUGGCUGACACUCACCUGCAAAGCAGCCCUCAACACAUGGACCAUCUGAGGGCAGACAAACCUCCGUUGAACACAUAAAAUAAAUCUGUGGGGAAAA